This is a messenger RNA of Cutaneotrichosporon oleaginosum, 1206 nucleotides long. RefSeq lists its product as uncharacterized. The record is from RefSeq and is a predicted model, not a curated record. NCBI's taxonomy places the organism in Eukaryota, Fungi, Basidiomycota, Tremellomycetes, Trichosporonales, Trichosporonaceae.
GUCAUUUCUCCGCCAGCACCACCCUCCACCGCCAUCUCGCCACCAUCACUUCGACCACUUCAACGGACUUCAACCCAAACAUCAAUCUCUGCCCUCUCCCUCCCACCCUACCGCCAACCUGCUCGACCGCUUCGUCCUUCUUUCCGUCUUCUCCUCCCUCCGCGCAAUGUACGCCACCCGCCGCCUCCUCCGCGCGCCCAAGGGCGUCCCAACCUGGGCGCAGCACAUGGCCAAGCAGCCCACCAAGGCCGGCCGCCUCCCGCCGCAACAGUGGGCGAAUGCGCCGGAGACGGGGCACGACGACGCGCCUGAGGCCUCCGCGGCCCCCGAGGCCCCGUCAAGCCCUGCGGGCAAGGUACCCCCUACGGACUGGCAGGCGGUGCCGGGCGCGGGAUCCGAGGCGCGCGCAUGGGAGGACAUCCGGCGGCGCGAGCCCGACGCCCGCCCCGCCGCCCAGCCGGGGCCGAACGGGCCCAAGACAGACCGGAGUAAGGGCUUCAUGGACAGCUUCCGGUCGCUCUCGCCGAACCAGCGCAUCCUGAUCGGCGCGACGCUCUUCGUCUUCGGCCUCGGGAUCUACGCGUACGACAGCCUCCUGAUGAAGGAGGAGGAGCUCGAGGUCUCGGACGACCUGCGCGAGCGGCUGGCGAAGGCGUCGGCGAUCGCGCGCACCGCCAGCUCGGAGGGGCUGCGCGUCGACGACGUCGCGCCCCUCAAGCAGGGGCUUGAGGCAGCUACCGCUAAGGAAGCCGAGACGCUGCGCGCCGCCGAAGUCGCGGUCGCGGCCGCCGCCGAGCGUGGCGUCAACCGCGUCCUCACGGAUGCCGUGCAAGACAAGGAGCGGGUGGUGGAGGCCGUCGUCGAUGCCGUCGAGCAUGCGCGUGCGGAUGCGCAGAGCGUCAAGAACGAGGUGAGGAGCAAGCUCGGCACCGCCGCGCAGCAGGUGCAUGAUGCGGGAGACGCGGUCGUGCACCACGCCCAGAAGGCCGGAGGCGACGUCAAGGGCCACCUGCAGGCUGCGGGACACGCCGUGGCCGACACAGUCGACGGCGCCGUGUCGGACGCCGGUGUGGUGGCUGGCGCCGUGCCCGAGCGCACGCGCUUCUUCGGCAUCCGUCUGCGGUAGCGACAAAACACCACUCAUUAUGCAUGUUUCGUGACUCGGCUUCAGCGCGAGGAUGGCCGAGACUGUCUGACAAGCUGAGA